Oryza sativa Japonica Group (Japanese rice) is the source of this 3075-nucleotide messenger RNA. RefSeq lists its product as uncharacterized. The record is from RefSeq and is a predicted model, not a curated record. NCBI's taxonomy places the organism in Eukaryota, Viridiplantae, Streptophyta, Magnoliopsida, Poales, Poaceae.
UGUUCUGUAAUUCUGUUUAGGAGGUGAAAGAGAUUUUUUUUUUUUAAGAUAAUGGAUUUUCAUUAACUUUUUGCCGGGUCAGCGAAGGAGCCGACCAAAUUUCGAGGAUUUUCAUUAGUCCAGGCUCUAUAUUGACGAAGUAUAUGCACAACCAAGGAGGUGAAAGGGAUGGUAAAGGACUAACGGCCUGUUUGGUUGGUGGGAGUUGAUAAUGGGGAAUGAGAGUGUAUGAUAUCUGGAAGUUUAAGUUUGUAGUUUGAUUGAAAGAUUUGGGAAUUCGAAGGGGUUUGGGAUGGGGAAUUAAGAGGUCCAAUUCCCACCAAUCUCUUACCUGGAGGAGGCCUGUUAAUUCGUGAGACUUGGAGAGAAUUCGAUGUGAAACAAAAGAAAGGAUAGGGACUAAAAAUAUAACUCCCAUGACCAAUCCCACUAUCAACUCCCUCCUUAAAACUUCCAUUCCUCUUUCCUUCUCUUCAAACAGGCCGUAAAGGUUAGUAGCCGGAACUGAAUUGAUUGCAGACUUUGCAGUGUCGACUGAUGCUUAGCUUUAGCCCAAGAUUGCAAACCAUCAAAUCUCCGGUCUAAAAGAGUGUGGCAGAUCAUCAAUCCCACCUAGGACGGUCAAAAGCUCAAAAAGAGGGUAGUCCUUUAAGUUGAUUGACGAAUCAACAGGAGAUUAGACUAGAGUGAUGUGUUCUCUCCACCAUACACAUCAAACAAAGACGCGCUUAGCACCCAACUCUGACUUGCUCACUUUUUUUUUCUCUCUCCCUGGAAUCAUGCACGUCACUGCCCCCCUGCAUAAAUACCUCCUUGUGUUACAGGACUGUUCAUUCUUGAAAACUGCAGUCCAGUUAUCUUGUGCUAGGUACUCUCUCUCUCUGGGUGCACCUGUCUGACCCCCAAGGCCCCAAGUUACUUCUUAUUGAUUCAACCCAGAAGGGAGGGAAUCCUACAGAUUACUGAAGAUGGGGGAGGUGGUCAGUUCUGCUCUCGUUCAUGAGACAGUGAACAAAAUCAUAUCUGGCAUGAUUGACAAGUAUGAGCGAAAAUCAAGUGCGCAGGAACACAUGGACAGGUUAGAGAUGGCACAAAUCAAGUUAGAUCUUGCACUUGAGACAUCCAAGAAGUGGCAGAUCAUUAGUGAGCCGUUGCUACGUUGGCAGAAGAAGCUGAAACGUGUUGCUGAAGAGUGUGAUGACACAAUACGCAUGUGCAGGCAGCGUGUCCAGGAAGAACAAGAGGCCAAACAAGUAGCAAGGGAUUCCUUCUUUCCUAGGCGAAUUGCCCAUGCCACCAAGUCACUGAUAUCGUCCAUCUUUUAUGGCAAUAUCGACGAGCCGACUAGAUCUACCGUUCGAAGAUUCGAGUGGUUUGCAGAUGGAGCUAAUGACUUUCUGAGAUCUGUGGAGUCUGGAGGGACACCGCGUCGUUACUUGUUCUUCGACCCUCUUAUUGGGCACCUUCUUGCAGGUGAAAUGCUAGAGUACAAAUUGGUUCAGGGAAACAAGCAACAUUUGUUUUGGAUACGGCCCAAUAACAUUGCAGAGAGGAUAGAAGGUAUGGUGUUCUUCGUUUACAAUGAUGGCACUGCACCUGAGGAUAACUUUUUUCUUGGUAUGAUACUACAGAUUUCAGAGAGUACAAACAUAGUUGGCACUAUAAUUAAGUGCUUGCAGUUGUUUGCUCCUCAUUUCGAGUCUGUAACUGAAACUGUCAGGAAAGAACUUACUCUGCUACCUACACAAGACUUCUCCUGGAUACCACAUUCUCGUUUAUACCAUUGGGACAACCUUCACAGUAUAGCUACCGAAUGGUUCCGCCCAAACCCAGUGUGUUGCAAGCAUCAUGAUCAGAAGGUAUGUGGUAGUGGCAACAUGAACAUGAUAGAAUUACCAGACUUCUCUCUAGAAUCAGUUAUUCAAGUGAAUUUGCAGUGCCAUGUUGCACUGCCUGGGUUCAGAGAACGGGGAACAAUUGUCGAGGGCAAAUCUUCUCUCAAAGAAUAUCUGCGUGGACCGCAUCUGAAUGUUCUACUUGCCUAUACGCCUCACGGAUCUUCAGAAAGCCUAUUCCCAUCAGUCGAGGGUUCUGUGAUAGAGGUGAUUAAUGCUAAUGAGCAGCAUUGCUUGCAUACAAAUAUUGCCUUGCAACAAAUGGAAGAGAUCAUGUUGCCGAGGGCCGUAGAUUAUUUUCAUCAGAAUGCGAAAGCGACAGUGUAUCAGAUGCUUUGGAAGCCUAAACAUGGUGUUGCAUAUCUUCAUGCUGUGAAGGCGACCGUGAACAUUCUGAGCACACGGAGGACCAUUCGAGGAGCUAGGAAAUCAAAGCUGUUGCGACAACAGGAUCAUAAGAUGCAUCAUCGCACAGAUGGAAUCUCUGACUUCCUCAGCCUUUGGGCUGCGCACGCACCUGUCCAGCUUCAGGGCUCAAUCCUUGAUUGGGUUCAGAAAGAGAAGGAAGUACAAUUAGCAGCUCCUCUACUGCGCUUGAAAUUUUAGAUGAUAUAGGGCUCGUUUAGUAGAGCUCCAACUCCUAAAUUUAACUCCAGGAGUUGAGUCUGGAGUGGGGUUAUGGAGCCGUUUAAACCCAGCUCCACCUCUUUGGUUCAUUUUAUGAGAGAGUUCCAUUCAGCUCCACUCCCAUUUUGGGUGGAGCUAAAACUGUUUGGCUGAGCUCUAGCUCUAGGAGAGGUGGAGCUAGUGCUAGUCAGGAAAUCAGAGAAACGUGAAGUACAAAUGUAAUAUUUUAACUGAGAAAAGUGACUUGUAGGGAGAUAAUAUCUAAGUCAUUCGGAGUUAACUGAUAUGAAAUGUGUGCUACAUAAAAAUGAAAACUGAAAAUGUCACCUAGUGGUCUGCUCUUUCUUGACCUCUGUAACUGCUUCUCCUUCUAAUAUAUCCGGCAGAGCUCCUGCCGUCUUUUGCUUCAAAAAAAAAAUGUGUGCUACAUAUACUUCUGUUGUUGGUCCAACCCAGAACUUAUGUUGGUAAAUAGUGAUAAGAUGAUGUUCAUUGUCUGGAAGUCUAAUGUACAGCCGUGCUCAUCAGAUGUGUCAUAUUUUAUUUGAAUUUA